Aphanomyces astaci is the source of this 1855-nucleotide messenger RNA. RefSeq names its product galactonolactone dehydrogenase. The transcript has 3 exons. Bases 13 to 1671 code for a protein of 552 amino acids. The record is from RefSeq and is a predicted model, not a curated record. Gene Ontology annotation, cellular component: membrane. NCBI's taxonomy places the organism in Eukaryota, Oomycota, Saprolegniomycetes, Saprolegniales, Verrucalvaceae. Gene Ontology annotation, molecular function: D-arabinono-1,4-lactone oxidase activity; FAD binding.
CGUUCACCGAAGAUGCAACAACGCGUGCGAUUGCUUCGUCCUUUCCUGCGCCGCACAUCUACCGCCGCGGCAGCGACCGUUCCGUUCCGACGCUUGAUGCAUCAUGCCGCGGAAUCUUCAUCUCGUACGCUCCCUCAAGCAAGUCUUGUGCCUGUCCUUGCCGCACUCGCCGCGGCCGCGACGGGUGUGGCGUUGGCUGAUGGUAAGAAGGACGACACCUCCAACGAUUCCACAUCGGCGUAUGUGAACUGGUCGGCCACUCAUGACUGCCAUCCUGUCCGCGUGUACGAGCCAGAAUCUGUGGCUGAAGUUGAGUCCAUCGUUGCGUUCCACCACCUGCAAAAGACCAAACUUCGACCCAUGGGGUCCGGUGUGAGUCCGAACGGGCUAGGGUUCUCAGACGAAUCGAUCUUGGUCCUCAGUCGGUUGGAUAACAUCCUUCACGUCGACGAGGAACUGCAACAAGUCACGGUGGAAGGAGGUGUCAUCGUCGGUGACCUGCUCGCUCGUCUCCGGACCCAUGGCCUCACGCUGCAAAACGUCGCUUCCAUCCGCGAACAGACCAUCGCAGGCGUCACUCAAGCGGGAUGCCACGGCACGGGCGCGUCAAUUCCUCCCAUGGAAGAGCAAAUCGUUUCAAUGGACAUCGUGACGCCUGCAAACGGCCGACUUACACUCAACGACCCGUCGGACCCGCGCUUCCAGCUGGCGAAAUGCGGUCUUGGUGCGCUGGGCGUGGUCACACAGCUCACGUUGCAAUGCGUGCGUCGGCAUUACCUGGUGGAAAACACACAAGUCAUGUCCAUCUCUCAACUCCGCCAAGUGCAUACUUCCCUUUUGAAGUCCAACCAACACGUUCGGUACAUGUGGCUUCCAUACACGUCCUCUGUUGUGGUAGUGACCUCGAAUCCAUCCACUUCCCCCGAUCUCCCCGCCGACCACACGGAAGUGUCGUCGGACGUCGACCAUCGCCUGCGCCCGCUCCGACUCCUCUACGCCGACCUCGCCCGCACAUCGCCGCCUUCGUCGUGGCGGUUCACCCAACUCCGCGAUGCCUUGUACGCGUUGGACCCGCUCAAUCCCGCGCACAUUGCGCGCAUCACGCAGGUCGAAGUCGAGUAUUGGCGGCGCAGUCAAGGCACCCGCGUCGCCCUUUCCGACGACGUGGUUGGAUUUGACUGCGGCGGACAACAAUUGGUGUCGGAAGUGGCGUUCCCCAUGUCGAAUGGGUCGUCCACGGACCUGGACUUUAUGGAAGCGCUACUCGCGCGGAUCCAAGCCGACCACGUCCCGGCGCACACCCCCAUCGAGCAGCGAUGGACGGCGCGCAGCCGCGCCGCCCUCAGUCCCGCGCACAGUGCCGAAGACGCGACCUUGUUUUCGUGGGUCGGCAUCAUCCUGUACCUCCAAGACGCAGACGACACCCGCGCGGCUACCCAAGCGUACUUUGCCGAGUACUCGAAACUGUUGGAAGACGUGAUGGCUCCAUAUGGGGCGACGGAGCAUUGGGCCAAGUUGGAGGUCCAGUCCAAGUCGAAGGAGGAGAUCGAAGCCCUCCGUACGCGCCUCUCUGCGAGAUUUCCGGCGUGGAAAGCAUUCAAGACCCUCCGAGAUGAAUGGGAUCCGAACCACGUGCUCUCGAAUGAGUUUGUAGAUGUACUAGUGCGUUAAAGGUCGGCUAGGGACUGCCGGUGACGUUGGAUUGGGAUCCAUACCGACGUUGUAUGAAAGAUAGGGAUGGAUCGGUCGGUACCUACUCAAAUGCUUUACGAGGUCAGGCACCAAGUAAACGAGACUUUAUCGAUACACCUUUUUUGGAUUUUAUCACUCUUACUUGAGGAGAAAAAUAGACACG